This is a messenger RNA of Papilio machaon (common yellow swallowtail), 1140 nucleotides long. RefSeq lists its product as uncharacterized. Gene Ontology annotation, biological process: regulation of DNA-templated transcription. Bases 1 to 1140 code for a protein of 379 amino acids. The transcript has 6 exons. NCBI's taxonomy places the organism in Eukaryota, Metazoa, Arthropoda, Insecta, Lepidoptera, Papilionidae. Gene Ontology annotation, molecular function: DNA-binding transcription factor activity; sequence-specific DNA binding. The record is from RefSeq and is a predicted model, not a curated record.
AUGCAAGAAGAUAAAAAUGCUAUUUUUCAAAUGCGCUUUCCUCAUAAGUUGUGGUACCUGCUUAAUAUGCGCACUGAUGCAAUACUGUGGGGUGGUAGUGGUAGAACUAUUCUCCUUAAUUAUAGAAUACUUCACAGUUAUCUGCAAUGCGAUAACUCUAUUUUUAAAACAACCAAUAUUUCAAGUUUUGUUAGACAACUUAACUUGUAUGGCUUUCGAAAAGUUACUUCGCAUUUACAAGACCCACUUUGUAAUUCAAGUAAUCCUUACAUGCAUGAAUAUAUUCAUGACUUUUUUCAAUAUGGCAGACCUGAAUUAUUAAAUAAAAUUACAAGAAAAGCGCUGACGUUAAAACGAAACUCAAAACCCAAGAACAUUUUUAAUUGUACUGACCAAAGUGCAUUCAUAACUCCACUUCAAAAAGCGCGAAGGGCACUAAGAAUUGCACUGAAGAAAGCUGCACAAGAACUAUUUAUGCAAAGCUCACCGAAACAGUUUAAUGUCACAAACGAAUUUGAAGGUAUCCUAAUAUUACAAAUAACAUGGUGUUUUGUAGAUGUACAAGAUGAGUUUGGUGAUGACGAUAGCAUCUCUGGGGACUGGUUAAUACCUAAUAGUGAAAACAAUGAUAUGCAGAAAGAACAAAAUUUACCAGUCCUAUCAGCAGAAAAACCUCUGGAAAAUAAUUAUAUUAGUAUUGGUGAUGGAUUCCAGAACUUUGGAGAUAAGUCACAAGAUACAUUGAUGGGAUUUAGUGAUGACUCAUGUCAGCAGAAUGUUGAUAAUUUCCCCGGGCAGUUUCUAAACAUGCCUGACCUUGAUCCUGUACCAUCUGAAAGUUCGGGAGUUGAGCUUUUAGCUGAAUUCAAUAUAGGUGAUGAGAAUAGACAUGAUAUUGCAACAAAAAUGGUAACAAAGCCAAUUGAUCACCAGUUCUUAAAUUGUGUGCUUCCUUCCAUUAGUAAUGAUCAAAAUGAUGAUGUGUCUAUGACUGAGAGGCAUGACGAAAAUAUGACCCACUAUCACAGUGAAUGGGAUCAAAUGUUUAAUGAUAUAAUCAUAAAUAAAAGUUCUGCACCAGAGUCUUCCUCUAAUUUAAAGGAAUUAUAUACUCAAAUUUCACAAACUAUCCAUUUGUAA